AUGUUGUCUUAUGCGGUCGCUUUGAUCGGCAUUCUCAUUGUCUUUAACAGCCCCAUCAACAACCUUCUAUUCUCCGGUGUAAACCAGAACCAAUGUCCCGGCCAGGUCCCGCAACUCCGUCGUAUCCCGCUUUCCAAACUCAACCUUAAAGAGGACCUAAUCGCAUUAGAAGGCAACUCAUCGUUACAAUGCAUGCCCCACACUCCCGCUCCUGUGGUUCAUGUCUACUCAAGGGAACCACUGGUCCUCUACAUCGAGAACUUCCUAAGUCUUGACGAGCGACAUCAUUUGCUUGACAUCAGUGAACCUCUCUUCGAACCCUCCACCACCACCAACGAUGGCGGCCAAACAACCCAUCGCAACACCACAGUCCGCGACUCCGAAGUGGCCGUGAUCCCCCGUACCGAUCGUGUACGGUGCAUCGAGAACCGCGCCCGCGAGAUCCAAGGCUGGAGGGACGACGUCUUCAUCGAGAGGCUGCGCACCCAGCGAUACCGCCAGGGCGGCCACUACAACCACCACUUCGACUGGAGCUCCAACCGGGGUGGCUGGGGCCGUGUCAGCAGCUUCAUGGUUUGGGUCGACGACGGUGAUGGUAGCAUGGUGGGCGGCGGGACUGAGUUUUCCAGGAUGAAGAGGCGGAAGGAUCCCAGAUGGUGUACUUUUGUUGAAUGUCCCGAGAAAACGGCCGACAGGGGAGAUGAACAGGGACAAACCCCCGACGACUUGGGCGUGACCUUUAAAGUCAUUCCGGGCAAUGCUGUCUAUUGGGAGAACUUCCGGUCGGAUGGUACCGGCAGAGGAUGGGAUGAGGUGUGGCAUGCUGGCUUGCCAGUCGAGAAAGGGGUUAAAGUUGGGUUGAAUAUUUGGAGCACGGGAUAUAUCGAGUAG
Messenger RNA from Neurospora tetraspora, 891 nucleotides. RefSeq lists its product as uncharacterized. Gene Ontology annotation, cellular component: endoplasmic reticulum. Lineage: Eukaryota; Fungi; Ascomycota; Sordariomycetes; Sordariales; Sordariaceae. The record is from RefSeq and is a predicted model, not a curated record. Bases 1 to 891 code for a protein of 296 amino acids. Gene Ontology annotation, biological process: peptidyl-proline hydroxylation to 4-hydroxy-L-proline. The transcript is spliced from 2 exons. Gene Ontology annotation, molecular function: L-ascorbic acid binding; procollagen-proline 4-dioxygenase activity; iron ion binding.